CGCUGCGACCAUAUGCUUUGCGUUUACAAUAUUUAAAUUGUAAAUACAUAUUAUCUACAGUUUUGGAGAGGCGCCUAUAUUGCACGAGCCCAAUUUUGGUCUCAUAUUCGCUAAUCUCUACCAAACCGCUGCGGUUGUGUCCUCCAAGAAAAUGAAACUAUUGAUUCCGAAAUGAUUUUAACAACAACAAAUGCAUGUAGUUUAAUCAAAUCUUACGAACUAUCAGUUUUAGGCGGAAAACAAUUCGCUGAUAAUAAGCGUUAAGUUCGGCUUUUUACAAAUAGAGCGUUUUUUUGUGUUUUGCGUCUAAUGAAAACAUUCGAAAUCCAGCUUUGACGGAGAAAGGUUUAAUUUUGAGUAAUUCUAUUAUGACAUUAACGGUUUGUGUGCACAUGGGAAUAACGGAAAUUAUUUCAACUGUGAUAAAAUGGAAAUUGUGCAAAUAGUUAUGCGCAAAUAAUGAAAAAAUAUUAAUAAAUAAUUGAUAAUAAUAAUAUAAAGCAAGCCAACAAAACAUAUAAAACAACAACAAAUAACUACUUCUACUUAAAAAAAAAUUUAUAAUAAAUGCGUAACCAGAUUUUGUAAUAAAAACAACUAAAAAAAGUAACUGUGAAAAAAGACCCCUCCAGAGAGUGCCCACUUACAGAAUUUAGUUCCUGUAAAUAGAGCACAUCUAGUGGUCAUGGCGUUCGAUUUUGUAGCAGGUUGCCUCGGUGGCUGUGCAGGUGUUUUAGUCGGUCAUCCAUUCGAUACAGUUAAAGUUCAUCUACAGAUGCAGGAUGUUAAGAAUCCUAUAUAUCGUGGCACCUUUCAUUGUAUAUCGUCGCUAGUUCGUACGGAUGGUGUGAAAAGUUUAUACCGCGGCAUGUCCAGCCCACUGAUGGGUAUAAGUGUUGUUAAUGCCAUAGUCUUUGGUGUAUACGGCAAUGUACAGCGACAGAUGGUGGACUCAAAUUCAUUAUAUUCACAUUUCAUAGCUGGUUGCGUGUCGGGUUUUGCGCAGAGUAUAGUGUGUUCACCAAUGGAAUUGGCUAAAACGCGUAUGCAAUUACAACAUAUGGAUCCAAAAGCUCCUCAAUACAAAAGUCCUAUUGAAUGUAUAAGACAUAUAAUACAGACAGAUGGGUUUAAAGGUGGUUUUCGUGGUUUGGGAAUGACAGCGCUCAGAGAUGUACCAGGUUUCGCCGCCUACUUCGUAAGCUACGAAUGGUUUAUGUCGUUAAAAGAAAAACCGAGCGUCCCACACGCUCUAACUGCCGGCGGCUUAGCCGGUAUCGCUUCAUGGCUCGUAUCUUACCCCACAGAUGUAAUUAAGACGCUGUUGCAAGCAGAUGGUAUGAGUUCAGCGCCCGUGUACAAAGGCGCCUGGGAUUGUGCGGUCAGAAAUUAUAAUAAAGAUGGACUGCAUUUCUUCUUCCGUGGUCUCAAUUCAACUAUUAUACGCGCGUUCCCCGCGAACGCCGCCUGUUUCUAUGUGGUCGCUUGCAUUUUGGGUCUGACAAAGCGUACAAAUUUGGAGAUGGAAUUACAGACAACCGAUCAGUUGGCCAUAUCGAGGGUACCCAUAUCGGCGGAGAUGCCCUUAUCCUAUCUGCAUCGUUAUGACAAAGAGCGCCAUGAAGUGCGUGAGAAGCGUUAUACGAUGGUGAAAAUUUUACACAGCCUAGGUGCCUUCAAUGAAGCCGUCUGUCAUUCGGAAAUCGAAGAUUUAGCGCAUGAAUUUUAUCCUGAAAAUGAUAAUGAUUUUAAAUAUUAUGUUUUCGAAGAUGAACGUAUAAAAAUAAGAGAACUUUGUGGGGAUAAUGAUUGAGAAUACCAUAUAAAGUCCGUUAUAGCUGACUAGUUGCAUUUAUAUAUAUAAUACCAUAUAUAUGUAUGUAUGUAUGUUUUAUUUAUAUGUAUGAAUAGUUAUUGUACAUAUAUUUAUUUAUAUACAAAAAUACGUAGUGCCAAAGCAUAAAAUCAUCUGUAGUUAGGAAUUAUGUAAAUUAAUAAAUGUGAAAUAGUUGAAAAUGCCAACGUUUUACGAAUGAACGCAUUCACGUUUUGAAGUUUUAUAAAUGAAAAAGCGCAGAAAUAAAAUAUUUUACUAUGAUAAACAACAAAA
Bactrocera neohumeralis is the source of this 2110-nucleotide messenger RNA. RefSeq names its product mitochondrial basic amino acids transporter. Bases 686 to 1813 code for a protein of 375 amino acids. The record is from RefSeq and is a predicted model, not a curated record. Gene Ontology annotation, molecular function: high-affinity L-arginine transmembrane transporter activity. Gene Ontology annotation, biological process: mitochondrial L-ornithine transmembrane transport. NCBI's taxonomy places the organism in Eukaryota, Metazoa, Arthropoda, Insecta, Diptera, Tephritidae. The transcript is spliced from 4 exons. Gene Ontology annotation, cellular component: mitochondrion.